Fusarium mangiferae is the source of this 1338-nucleotide messenger RNA. RefSeq lists its product as uncharacterized. Lineage: Eukaryota; Fungi; Ascomycota; Sordariomycetes; Hypocreales; Nectriaceae. Gene Ontology annotation, cellular component: cytoplasm. Bases 1 to 1338 code for a protein of 445 amino acids. The transcript has a single exon. The record is from RefSeq and is a predicted model, not a curated record. Gene Ontology annotation, molecular function: cysteine synthase activity.
AUGGCGCUCAGCGACCAUCCAAAAGCCUACGGCACCGCUGCCGUUGUCUUCGCCUUCACAACUGGCAUCCUCGUCACUUUAGGAUUCAAGGACUUUUACCCAGAUCUUGAGCGUCGAUUCCAGCGCAAGAGGCGUGCAAACACAGGCGGUGGCCGAAGAUCGAGUCUUUUCUGGGGAGACCCUGUUGAGCUUCAGGAUCAUGAGUCUCAACCUUCAUCGCCAACGUCUUAUGAUGUUGUGAGGAAUAGCUUGGUAGAUGGUAUAGAAGCUACCAUCGGUAACACGCCUCUUAUAAAGAUUCAAUCAUUAUCAAAAGCCACAGGCCGGGUCAUCAUGGCCAAAGCAGAGUUCCUCAAUGGCGCUGGAAAUUCACCCAAGGAUCGUGUUGCACUUAACAUGAUUCGAGAAGCCGAAUCAAAGGGUCUACUAACACCACAUAAGGGUGAUACGAUAUAUGAAGGCACAGUAGGAAGCACGGGUAUCUCACUCGCAACUCUUGCCCGAGCAAUGGGCUACCGCGCCCAUAUCUGUAUGCCUAGCGAUAUGGCUCUCGAAAAGUCCGAUCUACUCCUCCAUCUUGGCGCAACUGUUGAGCGCGUCACUCCCGCACCUAUUACAAGCCCCGAUCACUUUGUCAACCUGGCUCGAAGGCGUGCGGAAGAACACGCCAGUAAGUCCAAGGAUGGCAGCAAAGGUUUCUUCGCAAACCAGUUUGAGUCCGAGGCCAACUGGAAAGCACAUUUCAAUGCAACGGGUCCCGAAAUUUGGCGGCAGACGAAUGGCCAGCUGGACGCCUUCGUCGCAGGAGCUGGUACAGGAGGAACAGUCUCUGGCGUGGCAAAGUAUCUGAAGGAGGAGCAGAAGGCAACGGAUAUCAAAGUCGUUCUCGCCGACCCUCAGGGCAGUGGUCUCUACAACAAAGUCCGUCACGGCGUUAUGUACUCGUCGACAGAGCGUGAGGGUACAAGACGUAGGCAGCAGGUUGAUACUAUGGUCGAAGGCAUCGGAAUCACACGUCUGACUGAGAACUUCGAGGCAGGGCGCGAACUCAUCGACGAUGCUGUGCGAGUAACGGACGCGCAAGCCUGUCGCAUGGCGCGCUGGCUAGUUGAGCACGAUGGUAUAUUCAUCGGCAGCAGUAGCUCUGUCAACUGUGUCGCCGCGGUUGAGGCAGCUAUGAGACUUCCAAAGGGGAGUCGUGUUGUUACUAUCCUCUGCGACUCUGGAACGAGACAUCUGAGCAAGUUCUGGAAGCACAUCAAAGAGAUGGGUCUGGAAAGUGAGGAGGAAGCAACGAAUUUAUUUACUGAGCUAGGGAUACCCAGCCAUGAUGAAUGA